Glossina fuscipes is the source of this 694-nucleotide messenger RNA. Its product is annotated as oxidoreductase-like domain-containing protein 1. The coding region runs from base 327 to 686 and encodes 119 amino acids. NCBI's taxonomy places the organism in Eukaryota, Metazoa, Arthropoda, Insecta, Diptera, Glossinidae. The record is from RefSeq and is a predicted model, not a curated record. The transcript has 3 exons. Gene Ontology annotation, cellular component: mitochondrion.
UUAUUAAACAACAGUCUUUGAAAAUGAAGGACAAUAAUAAACUAAUAGACUUUUCGAUGAACUUAGAUACUCAUUUUUUCGGCUUUAAAUCAAAAUUAAAAUAAUUAAGAAAAUGAUUUUCCUUUACGUGCUUUUUCUUAUGCUCUUGCUGAUAUGAAGUGUGAAAAAUGAAAAACUCAUCAGUUUAAUAUCCGCGCAUUCAUCAAACCCCAGAUUGCAAAGUUGAGCAGCUGAUUUGAUACCAGUCUGAUGGCAGUUGAAAGAAUUUUGUAAUCAUUUUGCAAGAUAACGUAAACAGCGAAUGGAAUACAACAUUUGAGAUUGAAAUGUAUCCCAGUCUAAGCAAAGCUGGCACUAGUAAAUUUAUUGUUCAAGUUGGAAGCUCGUUUCGUUCACAAAUCCUACGAGUUUAUGCGGAUAAAGUCGACGACAUUAAGUUGCCGCCUGAACCAACAACAUGCUGCAUGUCUGGUUGUGCGAAUUGCGUUUGGAUUGAAUAUGCUCAGACUUUAGUGAAAUUACUCAAAGGCAACUCGGAUAAAGCUCGUGAUAUAGUCUUGAGCAAAAUUGAAGAUCCAAAUUUAAAAGCAUUUUUAGCCAUGGAGUUAAGAUAUCUUAAACAGAAAAUGGAUGAAGAAAAAUCAAAAGCUGACGAAACAAAAAAAGACCCCAAAGACAUAGUAUGAGAAAUUAU